Molecule: messenger RNA, 2990 nt
Organism: Rhopalosiphum maidis (corn leaf aphid)
Lineage: Eukaryota; Metazoa; Arthropoda; Insecta; Hemiptera; Aphididae
Product: AT-rich interactive domain-containing protein 1B-like
Exons: 3
Coding region: 331-1812 (493 amino acids)
Cellular component (GO): extracellular matrix
Source: RefSeq, a predicted model, not a curated record
CGCUACCAUCAUACCGGGAAAUCGUAGUUGUUUAUUAGAUAAAGUACAGAGGUGCUGCAUUAUCAUUAUCAUUAUCGUUACUCUUAUUAUACUUUUUAUUUUUGUUAUUAGUAGUACAUAUACUAUCGUUGUGGUCCAUGUUCUAAAUAUUAUUAUUGUCAGUUCCUCCGGACAGUUCAGUCGACGUCUACAAAAAUCCGAACGGUGGGCCGUUUGCAACUCUAAUAUCGUCGUCGUCGUCACAGACCAAACUUCUAGAGAUACACUAUAAUAUUAAAAUAUAAAGGAAUUCUGAGAAAAAAAAAACAUUAGCCGGUCUGCUUGCAAAACAUGAACUCCGCACUUCCAAACCGAGCGUUCAGAAUAUUGAUUUUUGUGACAUGGGCGCAUAGAAUUGUGUGGUGUCAAUAUUUCGGUGAGCAGAUAGGGGACGGACGUGGUCAUAACGAAGAACAUCAUGAAGAUCAUCACGUGAAACCCUUGUACAAGUACGGGUAUUGGGUGCACGAUCCCAAAACUAAGGAUGUCAAGAGCCACUGGGAACACCGGGACGGAGACACGGUGCAUGGCUCGUACUCGUUCCUUCAACCGGACGGGCACAUGAGAGUGGUUGAGUACACGGCCGACAAGCACAACGGGUUCAACGCUCACGUCAAGUACAUGUACAAAGGACACGGAGAGAGUAGCGACGGAGGAGGCGGGGAUGGCGGUGGAUUCGGGGGCAGUGGUGGUGGAUUCGGGGGAGGCGGCGGUGGCUUCGACCUUCAUUUAGAGGAUGCGUCGGGAAAACAGUCGGCGCAUAUCGGAGGUAGAGGUGGCGGAGCAAGUGGCCGACCGAAGCAGCCGUUGCAAAAGUUCUACAAGAAACCGCGGACGGAAAAACAAGGCGGCCAACCGGGCCAGUACAAAAAGCCUCUUCAGUUCGACGGCCGUCCGAAGUCGGUCGGCGGCUACAAGAAACAGCGACUGUCGCCGACGGGCGCAGAACAGUCGGCCGAAAACCACGUCGGCGGCGGCAGACCCAACGGCCAUUUCGAUCAAUUGCCCAAGUUCGGAGCGCCCGGACAUCAUCACGCCAAUCCGCUGCGCGGCGGCAGCAGCGGUGGCGGUAGCCCCGAACGUUAUCACGUGAAUCAGCUGAGCGCGGGCGGCGGCAGUCCCGAACGUUAUCAGGCGAACCAUUUGGGCGGCAACAGUCUGUUCGGGUAUUUGGCCGAGGACCAGGGCGCCGAACAACCGGCCGAACACUUCUCCCGCAAGUACUCAUCACCGGCGACGGCCGACGCGUCCGCCUAUCUGACCGGCAUCCAACAGCUUUCGUCCGAACACGACCCGGUGGUGCACCGUCAACCGGACGUCGCGCCCGCGGCGUCGACGGAACGCCAGCACCACAGGAGCUCGUCGGAGGAACGACAGCAACAGGUGCCAGGCUCGGAGCUGGAGCCACCCCGACUGCCACAGGAGGACGGGCUCGACGAAAGACCUCGCGACGACGGCAACGCACCGGUGCAGUACGACGACGACGAAGACAACCGUUCGCGGGAACGGGACGACGGGGACUACCGGGACGAUCACGCGGCCGAUUCCGCAGACGAAGCACCGGUAACCGUACAACAGCAACCGUUACGAGAAUACCGUUUCGAGGAGCCGUAUCCGUUCGAAAUUCCCGAAAACGUGCGGAUCCCCAACAAAUACCAAAAGAGACACUUGCCGCAGCCCUCGCUAACAGACUCGCACCGGUAUACGGCCGCAUCGUCGUACUUCCCCAGCUGGUACCGCGGCAACAGCGACCUGCACGAGCACUACCACUAGAAGAGACAGUGACUGCGGGGAGAAUUCGGGGCCGAGUUCCGACUAUUCACCAGCAAAACAGUAUUAGUAUCAUAGUUGCGAUUUGUUGUAUUAUUUGUUAUUAUUCUUAAAUCGUUUUAGUUUACUGUAUACCGAUAUUUCCACGGUGAGAACUGUAUAUGGGGCAUAAUUGUCUAUAUAAUGUGACUUAUUGUUGUACACGCAUCGAAGUACAGUAGAAUACAAUUAUAAUGUAUCGUUUUCGUCGAAUCCAUCCGAAUACAUGUUUCAUAUUCGAUACAGACUGUUAUUAUUUUUAUACAGACGCGUGUGUUCGGCGUUUGGGUUACCGUAUUUAUGUGUUAGUAAAUUUAAUAUUAUUAUAUGCAUGAAGUUACCCCAAUUAAAACUCUACUGUCACGACAACAGUAAACAAAGUCAUUAUUUUGCACGACCAUAAAUUAACCUAUGACGUAUCAAAGUUGCAGAAAUUCAACGACAACACCGUCGACGAACACGUUACUAUAUGCGAUAACGAAACUGUAGCAAUUGUUACAGGCAUAGGCGUUUCGUAUCCAUUCCUAGAGGUUUCGUGAACGUACUCGUGUCUUAUUUGAAUAAUACUAUUAAAAAGAACUUUCAGCGUUCGUCAUCUACUGGGCAAAAAAAUAUGUCCAGCAGUGGAUUGAAAAACAUAUUGGUAUCGGGAAAUCAUUUUUCUAUUAUAAACGAAUAUCAUUCAGAUAGUAGACAGUCGUUUGUAUUGAAAAAUCACGUAACUCGAACUAAUCAAAAACAGUUUUCAAAUCCAGAAAGAACAUUUUAUCGAACCUGAAACACAAAUUACAAUAUUUUAAAGCCCUUUUCAAUAAAUUACGUUCUUAACAAUUUAAUGUUUGAUCCGCAGUGAAUGAUAUCGGACUAACAAGGACGUAUCUAAAAUACUUCAAACGGGUAUUUUCUACAAAAUAAAUGUUUAAAGUGACACUUUUUAUUCAUAAAUACCUCAAUAAAAUGUUUAUUGUAUCAACUUCUUGCAAAUAUCUUGUGUUUAAAACACUUUAAUUUUUGCUUUCCAUCACAUAUUUAUGAGAAUGUUUACUUAUUUUUAAUUUUUUUUCUACAUUCAUCGUACGACUGUUGUUCAAUUGUUCUUAAUUUUUAAAUCAAUUCGAUAAAAAUUACAAUCAAUAUAUAUU